Molecule: messenger RNA, 1247 nt
Organism: Linum trigynum
Lineage: Eukaryota; Viridiplantae; Streptophyta; Magnoliopsida; Malpighiales; Linaceae
Source: the annotation of a GenBank genome assembly
CCAUUUUCACCUCCUUUCUGGCUGGACGGAGGUGGUGGUGACGGUGGAUCUCUUUCUCAGCACCUCGCUCUCGCUCUCGCUCGUCUUUUCUUCUUCCUCAUUGCUCCCAUGGAGUGAACCGAGCCUCCACACCGCACCAGCUUCCGAAUUAUUUGGGAGGGGCAAAAAGCUUUUGCUGCUCCCGCUGGCUCUGUAAUUCGUAUCUGUUGCAGCUUUCGCGAAUGGGGUCUGAAACCAUCUCGGGCUCCGAGAAGGAGAAUUCGAACCAUAGCGCUGAAACCCUCGUGACGCUGAAUGUCUACGAUCUCACCCCUGUCAACAAUUACACCUACUGGUUCGGAUUCGGGAUUUUCCAUUCCGGCAUUGAAGUUCAUGGGAAGGAGUAUGGAUUUGGAGCUCAUGACUUCCCAGUCAGUGGAGUUUUCGAAGUCGAGCCAAGAGAAUGCCCCGGUUUCAUUUACAGAUGUUCCAUCCCAUUGGGGAUCAUAAAGAUGCCGCCCACUGAGUUCAGGACAUUCAUAGAGGGUAUGGCUUCCGAGUAUCAUGGAGACACGUAUCACCUAAUCUCCAAGAACUGCAACCAUUUCACAGAUGAUCUAAGCUCCAGAUUGACAGGAAAGAGAAUCCCAGGUUUUGUAAAUCGCCUCGCCCGCCUAGGUUCUCUGUGUAGUUGUUUGCUUCCUGAAAGCCUUCAAGUAACUUCAGUGAAACCGCUACCUGAACACCAUGACCUGGAAGAUGGAAGCGAGUCCGUGACAACUGGCACCCCACUCUGCGAACAAAUGGAAAUCGAUGAUACCGAUCAAGAGAGGCACCUUUUGUCUCCCAGCAGUGGAGCUAUAGAAGUGUUGUUUGUCAAAGAGAGAACUCCCACAGAAGAAGAAAAGCUGCCUCAUUGAGGGUUGUAUACAAAAUCCUUUUCAAAUUCACUGCUGCAGAAUCCCCCAAGACACGAACUCAUGCGUAGGAUGCACAGAUAUAGGAUCCUCAAUUUGCUUGCUUUUUCCCUUGCCAAUCCCUGUAUAAAGGCUGCAAGGAACGAGAGCCUCACAAGUCACAAAACUUGGGUUAGUGCUUUUGCUGAUGGCUUGCAUUUUUUUCUUUUGCUUCUGGUUUUUGUUGUACCAUUGUUAGGUUUACCACUUGAUUGUCAUACGGCUUCCACUCCACUCUGGAUUGUGCCACAGAUUGCUGCUACAGACAUUCUGCUUUGAUCUGUUGCAAGGAAAAAAAUCAGAAAAUCUAGU